Dibothriocephalus latus is the source of this 597-nucleotide messenger RNA. The record is from the annotation of a GenBank genome assembly. Lineage: Eukaryota; Metazoa; Platyhelminthes; Cestoda; Diphyllobothriidea; Diphyllobothriidae.
ACGUGGACAGAGUUGGACAAUCGGGUCGCUGCAAUAUAUACUGAGGCCCAACAGAAUGCUAAAUAUCUCCAGAUUGUUGUUCGUCAAUGCAGGCCCCUUUAUGAAUACAGGAUUAUCACGAAUCAGAUGAUUACCAGUUGCAAGGGCUACAUCACGGACUGCGACGAAAGUCCAAUUUGGACGCAGGAUCCAGAAAAACUAUUAAAACGACUGAAUGACUGUAUCGACUUGAAUAAGGCCUAUCAAAACGCUUAUAAGGAGGCCCAAGACACAAUUGCAGAGCGGGAGAAACGGCUAAACUUCUCAAAGGUGCAGAUUUUCGGAGAUUUUGACGAGUUUGCAACACGCCUGGAGGCUAUAAUUCAUAUAAUAAAGACAAUGAAAGAAUACAGCAUCCUGGAGACGGUCUUCAUCGAAGGCAAACUCAAGAUUCUGCAACAUUAUCGGAAAAUCAAGGCCUUCAUCACUUCUCGCACCUACGAUUACUUGGAUACAGGAAACGUGCAGUUUUCCAAGGACUUUGAGUACUUCGGUACGGAAGUAGCAAAACUUAAGGCAAGUUUUCCCAGAUUCGGGUCUACUCUAUCGAUCCUAUAA